Messenger RNA from Medioppia subpectinata, 441 nucleotides. Lineage: Eukaryota; Metazoa; Arthropoda; Arachnida; Sarcoptiformes; Oppiidae. The record is from the annotation of a GenBank genome assembly.
AUGUCUUCACGAAAGCCAAAGUGUGGUUCGCUGUCGAAGAACUUAAUGCAAAUGAAAUUUAUGCAAAAAACUAAAAACAAACUCAACAGCGAUAACGGAUCCGGUGGUGACCUCUUCGACAGACAAUAUAAUGAGAAUAUAUUAUUUGAUUCGCAAAAGUAUUUAAUAAACAACAGUUACGUCUACUGCGAGGGACUGGUGUCCGGAAGAAUGUCUUUUCGUGGUAUGAAUCCAGAGGUGGAGAAAUUGAUGCAAGACUUGGAUCGCAAGAGUGAAGAUAAUGGCAACGAAGGGAUGGACGAGUCGGUCGAUGUGUCGGAUCGCGAGAUGGGAGACAGAUAUUCAAAGUUUAUAAGUGAUGUCAGGCAUCGCAAGCGAAACCAAUCUUCGCGUAAACACAACCAGAGACCAGACAAACGGUUCAAAUCAUCGCAUCAUUGA